This is a messenger RNA of Molossus molossus (Pallas's mastiff bat), 4582 nucleotides long. It is a transcript of the gene FBXO34, whose product is annotated as F-box protein 34. NCBI's taxonomy places the organism in Eukaryota, Metazoa, Chordata, Mammalia, Chiroptera, Molossidae. The transcript has 12 exons. The coding region runs from base 1381 to 3516 and encodes 711 amino acids. The record is from RefSeq and is a predicted model, not a curated record. Gene Ontology annotation, molecular function: protein binding.
GGGGUGUGCAGCCCCGGGCCAGGCCCAGGCCGGGGCAGCAGCGCAGGUGAGCUGGCGCCUGUCCUAACCUUUCUGGAGACUGAGCUGGGCGGAGGCUUGGAAGCUGCUUUCGCCUCCGAGCUGGCGCAAGUCGACUGCGGGUCCGCCCCAGUGGGCGAUGAAGUCAUAGUGCUGUGGGUCCGCGUGUCUGUGACGUCAGGGGUUCCCAGGAGAUGGACUGUGAUGUCACUGCAGGCCCUGGCCAGGACCUUGGCGCGGAAGGGCCGGUGGUUCCGGAGGGGAGAAAAAGGAAGUCAAGUCCCCUGUGACUGGGAAUCGCAGCAGAUUUGAAUCAAAAGUUGCUUGAGACCAGCAUUUCCCAAUUUCAGUGUAAUAGUUGUCAAGUUCUUUAACUUCAUUUCAAACAGGCAUCAGGAAGAUUGGAUAGGAGUCCUCAAUCCUUCACUGACCUUGACUUACAAGGUAGUGUGUUCACAUGGUUCAAAAGGCAAAAGGUGCAAACAGUGAGUUUUCUCCCCUGGCUGGAGUGGGGAGCAUUUGGAAGGUAAAACAUGAUGACAUAGGGUGGCUCUAAUGUGCCUGAUAAGGCAUUUAAGUAGAGAGAGAAGAGGAAGUACUUCUGCCCUAGCUUAAGAUGCCUUGAAAACAUGGACUACACAACCAGCUAAUGUAAUUGGAAAACUGAGUCUUAGAGGUUAAGCAGCUUGCCUAGCCAAUGAUCAUAGCUGGUAGUUUGCAAAGCAAAAGCAGCAAAACAUAAUACCCAAAACUGCAGCUUCCUCAAAUAUCAAGAGACAGUUCCUGCACUUCAAAGUAGUGAGAGUGAGUCCUUAGGUUUGACAUUGAUUUCACUCUGACGAACGUUUGCCAUGUACAAGGCACUGAACUGCGUGCCCUGUGAGAGAUACAGAAAGAAUUAAGACUACACCUACCUUUCAGGAGUUUACAUUGUAGUAGGGGAGAUGAAGACAUGAUAGACCAUGUAAAUGGGUGUGAGUAGGGCAAGAACUUACAUUGGUUGGUGCUCUGUGUCUGAAGCAGGAAGGAAUGGAUGUAUCAGACAGCUUGUGGCUUGCUGGGGAGGGACUUACAAUGAGCCAUACAGAGCUGCCCUGCCCAGGGAAACACCGAAUUCCAGUUUCUUCACUCCAAAUCAGAUGCCUUUCUUCUUUACUCUCUCCAGAUCUUGUUCAAGCUCAUUGUGCUCUUUAGUCAAAGCUAAAAGUUAGAAGACUGUCCAGCUGUUUAUUAUUAUUGGAGCAGUGAGCCCUUGAAUCAUCUGAAGUGUUAUCUUGAGCCAACUUAUAUAGAAGUUAAAUCAAAAUAGCUUUAGUUUUUUAUGUGAUCUUAAAACAAUCAAACUUUAACCUAGCCUCUGUUAUGCACCUAAAACCAUAUUGGAAUCUGCAGAAGAAAGCACAACCUCUGGAAAUUAACAAGGAAACUCUGAGAACUCCCAUGAGACACCAAGAACCUAUACAUGACGAAAAAUGCAAAGCUAGCUACAUGAAACCAAGUGUCUUUCCUUCCACCUCUUCUGGUAAAGCAUCAUUGCGAAAACCUUUUGGGGUCCUUUCUCCAAAUGUUCUGUGCAGUAUGAGUGGGAAGAGUCCUGUAGAGAGCAGCUUGAAUGUUAAAACCAAGAAGAAUGUACCAUCUGCAACAAUCCACCAGGGUGAAGAGGGGGAAGGGCCGCUUGAUAUCUGGGCUGUGGUGAAACCGGGAAAUACCAAGGAGAAAAUCGCAUUUUUUGCAGCCCACCAGUGUAACAAUAGGAUAGGAUCUAUGAAAAUAAAAAGCUCCUGGGAUAUUGAUGGGAGAGCUACUAAAAGAAGGAAAAAAUCAGGGGAUCUUAGAGAAGCCAAGAGACAAUUAGAAAGGAUGAGGGAAGUCAACAGCAGAGGCUAUGAGCCCGAGCCUUUUGCGUGUGGCAUUGAGCACUGUUCUGUGCAUUACGUGAGUGACACUGGGGACGGCCUCUGUGCUGGGAGGCCUCUGUCCGUCAUACAGAUGGUUGCCUUCCUGGAGCAAAGAGCAAGCGCUGCUCUCCUGGCCAGUUGUGCAAAAAACUGCACUAACACACCUGCCGUGGUGAGGAUUUCGGGGCAAUCCAGAGGUGUGCCCCCAGCCUCUGAGCCCUUUUCUGCCCCAGGAGCUUGUGAAGAACCCACAGAAAGGGGAAAUCCUGAGAUUGGUGAACCCCAGAGUGAGCCAGUCCGCGUCCUCGACAUGGUAGCCCGGCUGGAGUCUGAGUGCCUGAAGCGGCAGAGCCAGCGGGAGCCUGGGAGCCUCUCGAGGAAUAACAGCUUCCGUCGAAAUAUAGGCCGGGUAUUGCUUGCAAACGGCACUCAGGCUGAUGAAGGCAAAACAAACAAAGGUGCUUUGGAGGCACCUGGCACUCAGGUGAAUCCUGUGGGGUCUGUGUCUAUGGACUGUGGCCCGACAAGAGCUGACCAUUGUUCUCUUGAGGGGAAGCAGGCCUGGGAUGGGGCUUCUCAGGGCUGUCCUGCAUUGCCAGCAGGUGUUAGUUUCCAGGUGAGUAGUGUGGCAUUAGAGUCGGAUCAGCAAACUGCUGUGAAAAACAGGAAUAGGUAUGAUGUAGAAAUGACAGAGGAACUUGAGUCACCUUUUCCUCCUCGAAACUGUCCCCAAGCCAUUGAGUUGCCCACAGAUGCUGUUGAUUGUAUGAGUAGAGAGCUUGUGCCUCAAAAUCCUGAUCAGCGAAGAAAAGAAUCUGUGUGCAUUAGCAUCACGGUGUCCAAGGUGGAGAGAGACCUGCCUUCUAGUGUCAAGUCCUAUGAAGACCCACUUCCCGGGAGGUUGUUUUUUUUGCUGCCAGGUCAGCACCAGUCGGACUGUUCCCCAUGGAAUGAAAGCACAACAGAAGAAUCUUCGGAGGCCAGCCAGUUUGAAGAUGCUGCUGAGGGUGGCAGCACACCUGUGGAACAGAGUGUUUCAGCUGAUCCAUGUGUCCCAGCGCCAGCCUGUCCUGUGGAAAGAAGAGUACCGGUGCUUGAGGCAGCUGGCUGGAAGAAGCAGGUGUCUCAUGACUUUCUGGAGACCAGGUUUAAAAUCCAGCAGCUUUUAGAGCCUCAGCAGUACAUGGCUUUCCUGCCCCACCACAUUAUGGUGAAAAUCUUCAGGUUACUUCCCACCAAGAGUUUAGUGGCUCUUAAAUGUACCUGCUGCUAUUUCAAGUUCAUCAUUGAAUACUACAACAUUAGGCCAGCAGAUUCCCGCUGGGUUCGAGAUCCACGCUAUAGAGAGGAUCCUUGUAAGCAGUGCAAGAAAAAGUAUGUGAAAGGGGAUGUGUCCCUGUGCCGCUGGCACCCAAAGCCCUAUUGCCAGGCACUGCCCUACGGGCCAGGAUACUGGAUGUGCUGCCACCGCUCCCAGAAGGGCUUCCCUGGCUGCAAGCUGGGGCUUCACGACAAUCAUUGGGUCCCUGCUUGCCACAGCUUUAAUCGGGCAAUCCAUAAGAAAGCAAAAGGGAUUGACACUGAAGAGGAAUACUGAAGUCUAUGUGAGAGGCGACAAGGUGACUGAUUUUUAAAACUGCAAACCACCACCUAGACGCACCGUUCAAGUGAGCGUUGCCUUAGAGGCAUCACUCUGGGAGAAUCUGCACCUAUUCCUUCAGGACUGCCGUUGUGCGGGUGUUUUUUAAUUUACAAGCUGUACAAGAAAACUGGUCUCAUUGUUUUAUAGUGGCGUCUCACAUUUGAUCCAGGGCGGAAGCCCACAGUUUGAUUCACUUGGCUGUGAAUAAUUAUGCCUGUUUUCCCAAAUCACAUCCAUCCUCAGAGGACGAAGACUUGCCACCAUCAAGGAUGGUCAGAAAAGUUCACUGCAGACUGUGCAGGCAAUCCCCAAGAAGGGUUCCAGAAAUGUUUGAGCUCUGGCACCAUAUUUGAAACAAGUGAGUAGUGUCCUAUGAAAAGAACAGCAGCAGUCAUGGAUGACACGUAUGCUUAUGAAGGAAAAGUCAGGCACCUUACCUUAGACCUUGUAUGCUUGAUCCUGUGAGAUUGAUGUUUGUGGAUGGAAAUGGAUUUCACUCCCUGUGGUGUUUACAGUGUAUAUAAUGGUUGUGUUUCACAGGGCUGUGAAAGUGCACAUUAAACCUGAGCGCCUUUACCUUCGAUGAGUGCUUUUGACCCCUCUGUAAAUAACACUAUUAAAUCCAGUUGUGUAUAGUGGGCAGCUGACUGAACAUCAUCACCACAAUGCAGCUAGGAUAGUGUUGUGGCUACAUUUGUGUGUGUUUUUUUAUUGUUUCACAUUUGUAUAUCCUGUAUAUAAUAUGAAUGUUUCCCAAAUAAACUAUGAAUGUUUCCUGUAUAAUAUAUGAAUGUUUCUGAGAAGAAAUUCUAAAUAGUUAAGAUGUUAACCUGUUGAAAAGAUACCAAAUAAUGGUUUAACUGGACAACCUUAAAACUAGCAUAGAGAACGAUCCUUCAUUAUAUUUUAGUGAUUCAACAAGAAUGAGAGAUAUAUAGUCAGAUUAUAACAUUCUUGUCUACUUUAUUCUGUCUGAUUACAAUUUUUUUUAAAAUUUCAAUAAAAACAUGCAUCUUAAAUG